AUGUGGGAUGUCGUCUGGACAGACCCCAACACAGAACUGGUGGGAGAGCACAAAUCGCGAAAGGAGAAAGAGGAGAUGCUCAGGAAAGACGAUAAAGGCCAGCCAAGACGCCGUUCGGCAUCCACAGCCAGCUCGCGCUGGUCAACUGACUCCCCGUUUGCCAUCUUCCGCACCAGAGGCUCCAGGAGAGCAAACGCGUCUUCUUCUAACCCGGAAAUGGCAUCGUCUACCUCAUCUGGAGUUGCGUCCCCGGCCAUAGCCUCUUCUGAUCGCUCACCGAUGUCAAAGACAUUUGACGAGGGGAGUCGUCGAAGCUCCAGCCGCAUGUCCACCAGUUUCCUAGAGAGAUUCGCCAACUUCGAAAGUCCGUUGAACACCAGUCCAUUGAUCUCCGAGAAGAGCGGCGACGUAGGCAGAAGGCUAUUUUGCAACCCUGAAACCGAAGACAUCCCUUCCUCGCCAUCGGUAAUCAAACGCUUCUCAAGCGCUGGCUCGGCAUCCGAUGAUUUGACCGAGUCUGAGAAGAUGAAAAGUCUGGUGCAGAUAUUCCGGCGAAGUCCAUCGGCAGUCGAGCCAGUUGGCAACUGCCUGCUGCCGUCUGCGGGUGAUACAGCCGCUCCUGACACUUUGGAAUUUGGAGAGAAAUCUCCAUCUUCACCUUCAUCGCCCACAGCCAAACCAAAACUUUGCCUAACAGCUAUGCAGAUUCCGCAGGUGGGCUCCAAGCUUGCCUCAGGGGAUAAUAGCAUGAAGCCACGUAUUACACCAAAUAAUGCCGAAGCUUGGAAGCCGGUGGAUGAAUGGGAGCCUCUCCCUCUCCUGCGAGGAUCGCCCGAGCUCACCUCUUCGGAUUUCCUUGUUGACGCCGACUACUUUGAACAUAGCCGUGGAAUACAUAACGAUUUUCGUUUACUACACGCAGCAGUUGUUAGCAUGGCAAAGAAGAGUGCGGCGGAAAUUCUAGUUAUACUAGAGACGUUAUGGAAGAAGGUCGCAGAGAAAGAUGUCGCUGACCUUCUGGCAGACAGCCCUGUAGCUGAGAGUCUGCGCAGAUGGAUGCUUUCGACUAUGAUCCACAUGGACCAAAUUCCGACCCCAGAAAAUCGAAUGUUACCUCGUAAGGAGUGCCUCCUGACAGCUCGCAUGGUUGUGUGUCUCUAUGAUUCAGCAGCUACUGUCGCCUAUCUCGCUGCACUUGAACCCUCGAAACAACACGACCAUAUCUCGCUUAUGCCGACGCUGAAAGAAGAUUUGUUUAACAACGUUCGGAUAAUUUCGGUUCCCAGAGUCUCGCCUACAGAAUUUCCAAUAGCGCCCCGGAUUUAUGAAUCGGUUCAUUCAUUGACGCUUCCUUCUUUGUGUCCCUUGCCCCUGCUACCUGGGAUACUCAAUAAUGUCUACAAAUGCUUAAAUAAAAAAGGCUUCAUUCGGCUGAUACUUAUUGAUCCACUGCCUCGAGCUGCUACCUUGGGCACAAAGAUGAGAACAUGGAUAGAGGAGAAUCUACUUCGGAACCUAGCAAAACAAGGAAAAUGUAUGAGCCCCAGCACGGUCUUUCCGCAUCUACUCGCUCAGGCUUGUCUCCGUGGCGAUGGAAGCAUCCUUACGACUACAAGGUUUUACGCCAUGCCGGGUAGCGCAAUAAGCAGAGAUCAAGAUGCAGCUAAAGGCUCAGUGCAAAUGGAGAAUGAGGACAAGGCGCAGGUUAGAAGUCUAGUCGGGCGUAUGCUUUGGGUGGAGGUAUGGGGCUCAUAUGUGACUUGUAAUAGAUGGUGGUGGGAUGACCCGGAAUGCGUCGCCGAGUGUCUCGAGCUGGGUACACUAUGGGAAUACCAUGCCGUCAAAGGGGUCAAGGAACUGAAGACGGCGUAG
This is a messenger RNA of Trichoderma asperellum CBS 433.97, 1872 nucleotides long. RefSeq lists its product as uncharacterized. Lineage: Eukaryota; Fungi; Ascomycota; Sordariomycetes; Hypocreales; Hypocreaceae. The record is from RefSeq and is a predicted model, not a curated record.